Drosophila eugracilis is the source of this 1251-nucleotide messenger RNA. RefSeq names its product putative odorant receptor 83c (gene Or83c). Gene Ontology annotation, cellular component: plasma membrane. Gene Ontology annotation, biological process: detection of chemical stimulus involved in sensory perception of smell; sensory perception of smell. NCBI's taxonomy places the organism in Eukaryota, Metazoa, Arthropoda, Insecta, Diptera, Drosophilidae. The record is from RefSeq and is a predicted model, not a curated record. The transcript has 5 exons. Bases 1 to 1200 code for a protein of 399 amino acids. Gene Ontology annotation, molecular function: olfactory receptor activity; odorant binding.
AUGAGCUAUCCUGUGGCAGUGAGUCCUGCAAGCCGCUUUCGCGAGCUAUCCAAGAACAUCAAUAGCUUGACUAAUCUCCUCGGCGUGGAUGUGCUGGCACCCAAAUUGGAGUUUAACUACCGCACCUGGACCACAAUCUUUGCGAUUGUAAAUUAUACGGGCUUCACUGUUUUUUCCAUACUAAAUAAUGGCGGUGACUGGGGUGUGGGCCUCAAGGCCAGCCUAAUGGGCGGCGGACUAUUCCAUGGACUCGGAAAGUUCCUGACUUGCCUGCUGAAACACCAGGACAUGAGGCGUCUCAUAUUGUACACUCGUAGCAUUUACGAGGAGUACGAGAAUCGGGGGGAAUCUUACCACCGGACCUUGAAUUCCAACAUCGAUCGAUUGCUCGGCAUCAUGAGGAUCAUUCGGAAUGGAUACGUCUUCGCCUUUUGCCUGAUGGGCAUCUUGCCUUUGGCCAUGUUGAUGUACGAUGGAACCAGGGUCACUGCCAUGCAGUACUUGAUUCCAGGACUUCCGCUGGAGAACAACUUUUGCUAUACAGUCACGUACUUGAUUCAGUUGGUAACGAUGGUUGUCCAAGGCGUUGGUUUCUAUGCCGGGGACUUAUUUGUAUUUCUUGGCUUGACCCAAAUAUUAACCUUCGCCGAUAUGCUUCAACUAAAGAUAGACGAACUGAAUCAAGCCCUGGAACAGAAGGCAGAUAAUAGAGCGCAAGUGAGAGUUGGAGCUCGGAUUUAUGGCGAGGAAAAACGGCAAUACCUUCUCUUGGAAGUGAUCAAAUGGCACCAACUUUUCACAGACUACUGUCGCAUGGUUAACGCCUUGUACUACGAAUUGAUUGCAACUCAGGUUCUGUCCAUGGCUCUGGCCAUGAUGCUCAGCUUCUGCAUCAAUUUGGCCAGCUUUCACAUGCCAUCGGCCAUCUUCUUCGUGGUUUCCGCCUACAGCAUGUCCAUCUAUUGCAUUCUUGGCACCAUCCUUGAGUUUGGAUAUGACCAGGUCUACGAGAGCAUCUGCAAUGUUACCUGGUAUGAAUUGAGUGGCGACCAGCGAAAACUGUUUGGUCUGAUGUUGCGGGAGUCCCAAUAUCCGCAUACUAUACGGAUUCUUGGGGUUAUGUCAUUAUCCGUGAGAACUGCUCUGCAGAUUAUAAAGCUAAUUUACAGCGUGUCCAUGAUGAUGAUGAACCGCACUUAGAAAGCGAAGCUAUAAGCCUUAAAAAAAAUCUGUUUACUAAACAUACUUUCA